Molecule: messenger RNA, 1748 nt
Organism: Trichomycterus rosablanca
Lineage: Eukaryota; Metazoa; Chordata; Actinopteri; Siluriformes; Trichomycteridae
Gene: cpa6
Product: carboxypeptidase A6
Exons: 12
Coding region: 1-1329 (442 amino acids)
Biological process (GO): proteolysis
Molecular function (GO): metallocarboxypeptidase activity; zinc ion binding
Source: RefSeq, a predicted model, not a curated record
AUGAAGCAGGACCGUGACUCCCACAUCAGCGCCACGAACAAAAGAAAGGCCGCCACCGUGCUGACAUCAUGGAGCAAAACUCCACCGUUCAUUGUGCCGCGGAGACCCGUCCACGCCCAGGGCGCUGAUCAGGUGCUGAGAAUAAUUCCCAGCAGUCCCAGUGAGAUCCAGUUUAUCAAACAGCUCUUCCGCAACGUAUCGGUUGACCUCUGGCAGCCCAGCAGCGCUUCUCUCAUCCAGCAGGACGUCGCAGUGGACGUCCACGUGGGCCGAGACGGGACGGCGGAUCUCAAAGUUCUCCUCGGACAGGCCGACAUUCAUCAUGAAGUGCUGAUUUCUGACGUCCAGAGGGAAAUGGAGAAGCAGACGAAGUUCCAGUCCAACAGAAAACGCCGAUCGGUUUUCCAGUAUGAUUAUGAGGUGUAUCACACACUGGAGGAGAUCCAGAACUGGAUGUUCGAAAUAAAUCAGACCCACCCGCACCUGGUGGACCUGUUUUCUAUAGGACGCUCCUAUGAAGGACGUCCUCUUUACGUGCUCAAGUUGGGAAACAAAGCUCGGGCACAUAAGAAGGCCAUGUGGAUGGACUGUGGGGUUCACGCUCGGGAGUGGAUCGGACCCGCUUUCUGCCAGUGGUUUGUCAAGGAAGCCGUGAACUCGUAUCAGCACGACCUGAGCAUGAGACGUCUGCUGAAGAACCUCAACUUCUACAUCAUGCCCGUCUUCAACGUGGAUGGAUAUCACUACAGCUGGAAGACGGACCGUUUCUGGAGGAAAACACGGUCCAAAAUCCCUAAAUAUCACUGCCGGGGUGUCGACGCCAACCGAAACUGGAAAGUAAAGUGGUGUGACGAAGGCGCCUCCACGCACCCGUGUGACGACACCUACUGUGGUCCGUUUCCCGAAUCCGAGCCAGAGGUGAAGGCCGUCUCCAGGUUCCUGCGUAAGCACAAGAAGCGAGUCCGUGCCUACAUAUCCAUCCACGCCUACGCUCAGAUGCUUCUCUACCCGUACUCCUACAAAUACGCCACCAUCCCUAACUUCAGCUGCGUGGAAUCAGCUGCUCAGAACGCCGUGAGUGCUCUUUACUCAGCGUAUAAAGUGAAAUACAGAUACGGCCCGGCCUCCACCACGCUGUACGUGAGCUCCGGCAGCUCCAUAGACUGGGCCUACAGGAACGGCAUACCGUACGCUUUCGCAUUCGAGCUGCGCGAUACGGGUUAUUAUGGUUUCCUCCUGCCAGAGACCCUGAUCAGCCCCACAUGCACCGAGACCAUGAGGGCAGUGAGGGCAAUCGCCUUGGGCCUGCUGAAGAAAUGUGCCGGAUGAUUACCGCUUACUUCUUUGAGGCUCUUACUGUAAAGAUGUGUGAAACAAGGACGUAGACACAAAAAGGAGGCUUUUUGAAGCCGGGAUUUAUUAAAAAAAAAAACAUUGCAAAAGUGUACUGUCGAUAUUUAUUUACAACCUAGAGUAAAUUAUUGUGCCUUUACCUCAUGCUCUGUUAUUCUGAAAAUGCCUUUUUGCCUGACAGAAAAGCACUUUCACAUAAAUCUUACAGAAAAUGUUCUAUGUUUGUGAAAAUCAUGCCACUCUGAGCACUUGCCGGAGCACCAACUUGGCUUCUGUGUAGUUCACAAGACCAAAGAGUGUAAAUAAUGUGUAUUUUCUUUAUUGUUAUGUAUUUUUCUAUAUUUCUAUAAUAUUUUUUUAUGUCUUCUAAAUAAUAAAGCUGUAACAGGACUGAA